Messenger RNA from Polyodon spathula (Mississippi paddlefish), 6917 nucleotides. Its product is annotated as mitochondrial proton/calcium exchanger protein-like. The transcript has 15 exons. Bases 337 to 2670 code for a protein of 777 amino acids. Lineage: Eukaryota; Metazoa; Chordata; Actinopteri; Acipenseriformes; Polyodontidae. Gene Ontology annotation, cellular component: mitochondrial inner membrane. Gene Ontology annotation, molecular function: calcium ion binding; ribosome binding. Gene Ontology annotation, biological process: intracellular monoatomic cation homeostasis. The record is from RefSeq and is a predicted model, not a curated record.
GGCAAGAGCUCCCUCACAUCCGCAGCCCACGGAGCCCUGCUUGUGAUUGCUAGCUGGGGUAUCCACUCACAGAUCAGCGCUGGCCCUUGGCUUUAAUGAGCCGAUGUUCCGACGAAUGCAAGAGAAGGUUAGAGUGGUGAAAUGUUUACCUGUGGGCUGAUUUGCUGUCUGGAUGACGUAAAAAGAAAGGCGUACUAGGACAGCCAGUAUCAUCAGAACGGAUAUGGGGAAAAAAACUGGAGGGUGACUCAUUAAAAAAAUAACAAGUAAACAUAUAUAUAUAUAUAUUUUUUUUAUAGUAUUUUAUUUAUUUGGAAGUAGACGUUAAAAGUAAAAAUGGCGUUGAUCCUGUUUACAAGAUCGAGGGCACCUGCUGUAUUCCAAGCCUCCAGAUCGCUGUGCAAGGAAAUUAAGCAAGGUGGAUUACAGGAAAUUGCAUGUUUCAACUGCACGGCCCUCAGGCUUAUAAGGAAUGUAAGCGUCCGAAGUUGCAGCACUCCUUUGUCGUUCAGCUCGUCGUCCUCGUGCGUGGGAGGGAACUGUAAUUGUCACAGCUGUCUUCGUGGCUCCCAGAGACUCUACUGCGGGGUGGUGAGCAGCUCUCAGUCAUGGACUCCUAUGGGACCCCGGCAUGGUACAGUCAGGUGGUGGCAUUCCAGCAGCCGCCUCUGCGACGACUCCAAGGUGGAGAAGUCUCUCAAAUCUUUAAAGGACAAAAACAAGAAGCUGGAGGAGGGAGGCCCGGUCUACAGCCCCACGGUGGAGAUGGAGCCUGUCAGGAAGUCCCUGGGACAGAAGGUAGUGGACGAGGUGAAGCACUACUACCAUGGCUUUCGCUUGCUAUGGAUCGAUACCAAAAUUGCCGGCAGAAUGCUGUGGAGGAUUCUCAAUGGGAACACUUUGUCUCGGAGGGAGAGAAGACAGUUCCUGAGAACAUGUGCGGAUGUCUUUCGGCUGGUCCCUUUCCUGGUCUUCAUCAUUGUCCCCUUCAUGGAGUUUCUGCUUCCGGUGGUUCUUAAACUCUUCCCCAACAUGCUUCCUUCAACCUUUGAGACACAGUCCAAGAAGGAGGAGAGACUGAAGAAGGAACUGAGAGUGAAGCUUGAGAUGGCAAAGUUUCUUCAGGACACCAUUGAGGAGAUCGCACUCCGCAACAAGGCAGCCACAAUGAACGUGACUGAGGAGUUCUCAACCUUCUUUCAGAAGAUCAGGAACUCUGGAGAGAGGCCCAGCAACGAGGAGAUCAUCCGCUUCUCCAAGCUAUUUGAGGAUGAGCUGACGCUGGAUAACCUGACUCGGCCCCAGCUGGUCGCAUUGUGCAAGCUGCUGGAGCUGCAAUCCAUCGGAACCAACAACUUCCUGCGCUUCCAGAUCAUCAUGAAGCUCCGCGCCAUCCGGGCUGAUGACAAGCUGAUUUCCGAGGAGGGAGUUGACAGUCUGAAUGUGAACGAGGUGCAGGCGGCGUGUCGGGCGCGGGGGAUGAGGGCGCUGGGCGUGACUGAGGAUCGACUCCGUGAGCAGCUGAAGCAGUGGCUGGAGUUGCACCUGAACCAGCAGAUCCCUACCUCUCUGCUGCUGCUAUCCAGGGCCAUGUACCUGCCGGACACUCUGUCCCCAGCCGACCAGCUCAAGACCACCUUGCAGACCCUCCCUGAGAUUGUGGCGAAGGAGGCCCAGGUGAAGGUGGCAGAGGUGGAGUGCUACAAGGUGGACAAUAAAACCAAGCUGGAGGCCACGCUGCAGGAGGAGGCGGCCAUCAGGAAGGAGAACGAGGAGCGCGAGAUGGAGAGGCUGGCUGAUGCUGCUGAGAAGGCAAAGGAGGGCCUGCAAGUGGCAGCCUUGAGAGAAGUAGAGACAGCGGUGAAUAUGGAGGCAGCAGCUGUCAAUGUUAAGAAAAGCCAGAUCGUUAUGGAUACUGAGCAGGAGCUUGCUACCAUCGACCUGGCCAUUCAUUCGGAGACCUUGAAGGACACGGCUCCAGUCUUGGAAGGGAUUAAGUUUGACAAAUGGCAGAAGUUUCUUCUUAUCCAGGGAGAGGACAUAACCAAAGAGGAGAUUGAUAUGCUGAGCGACGCUUGCACUAAACUCAAGGAGCAGAAGAAGCUGCUGACCAAAGAGAAGGAGGAGCUGGAGGAUCUGAAGGAUGACGUCCAGGAGUACAAUGAGGAUUUGGAGGAGAUCAAGAAGGAGCUGUCAAAGACUGGGCAGGAGGAAGCCAUACAAGAGUCCAAGGCCAGCAAGAGGCUGACUAAGAGGGUGAACCGCAUGAUUGGCCGGAUCAGCAAGAUCAUCUCCGAGCUGGAGACUGACAAGAAGGUGCUGGAUGGACAGAUGGACAGCAAGACCACGCCGCCCAUUGGCUUGUACUUGUCCUUUAGUGAGAACCUCAUCAGUAUCAGUGAGCUGAUUGAUGUGAUGAGACAGAUCCAGAACAUCCCGGAACAUAAGCUGCAGCGCAUCGCAGAGACGCUCGAUGAGAACAAAGAUGGCAAGAUCGACAUUGACGACGUCGUCCAGGUGGUGGAGCUCAUAGACAAGGAGGACAUUAAUAUCUCGACAAGCCAGAUGGCUGAGAUCAUGGUGAUGCUGCAGAAGGAGGAGAAGCUGGUGGAGAAGGAGAAAGCCAAGGAGAAGGCCGAGAAGGAGCAGGCUGCCGAAGUGCAGAACUGAGGCCGGCUCACCACCUCCUGCUGCUUCACGGAAGUGGGGUUGCUCCCUUUGCACCAGGCCAGAGAAGGCUAUCUUCAUGUGGGAAAUGAAUAUGCUGUCAUUAAUAGCAAGAGGCUCCUUUGCUACAGAGAGCAAAUUUAGUGUUCAUGCUUGUUGGGUUUUAUAAAUAUGAUGGAAAACUUUACACUGGUGCAAACCAAAAUAGUGACCAGUAGCUUUAUCAGUUACACACAAACAAAAACAAAAAUGAAAAUGAAAAUUUUGUUUUGAGGUGGUGCGAUUUGCCCAAUUUCUUUUCUUUCUUUUUUUUUUUUUUAAUAAAAGUAAGUUGAACAUGAAUUGCAAUCUAAAUCAUAUAACGUCAUUCCAGAAGCAUGGAAUCAGUGAUUUCAUUCUUAUUAUUCUUGUUUUUUUAUGACGAGGGUCUCUCAUUUAACCCUGUAUUUAAUAAUAAUAGUAGUAAUAUUGAAUGUGUUGUAAUGAUGUGGUGAUCAUAAAUGUUAUGUUUUAUAUACAAACAGAAAUGAGAGACACAGAAAAGUUUAAUGGCAUUAUUAAAUAUAGAAAAUAAAACAAUUUGAUGAAUGGGAUCAGCCAAGAUGACCUUGAUGUGUUUUGAAAUAGGAUAUUGAAAGUCUGAAAACGGAACGUUUUAUUUUUUGUAUAAUCAAAUAUAGUAUUAUUGACCACUGAAACUUAUUUUAAAUAGUUGCAUUUUGCAUCUCAUUGGAGGUUGUAUGUGUGUGUGUAAUUGUCUUUUAUGCAUUCUACAAUGCUGAUAUACAAACUUCAAUGAAUUGAAAGGCAACUAUUUGUGGCUUAUGUAAAGCAGGAGAUCCGGUGCCUGGCCUAAAGUUUGUGUGUUUUUAGAAAGUUUGAACUCUAGGAAGAUGGAACAUUCAGGAUCAGUUCCAUGAAUAAAGUUGGUAUGGAUUUGAUUAGUUUGAGUGUUGCUACAUUUCAUUUAAUAAUUUUGACUGCCUAAUUUAACCGAUCAGAUGUACUAUUUUAUCAGUUGUUACUCGUAAUGUUAUCAAGCCAUAAGGAAGAGAAUAGAACUUGAAAGUAGCUGCCUUUCAUUCAGUUUCUUUUACUGACGCUGGGCUUGGUUUUCCACUGAGGGCUGAUCCACCCACUUCAUACAUUGCCUUCAGUUAGCCCACAAUGGAAACUUAAAUAUACGCACAUAAUGCACAGAUAUGGAAAUGCAAGGCAUUUUGAAAUGUAUUAUUUUUUUUAAAUUAUGAAUAAAUACUUUUACUUUAAUUUCCACCACAGAAAGAGAAAAAAAAAAAAGCUUUACUAUAAUUUUAUAUUUGCAUAUUGUAAAUUGUGUUAAUCGUUGGUCCACUACUUCUUAAAUGUAUGAAGAUUUAAAACAUCAACUGUAAAUGCAUGUGUUUCUUUGCACUAUAAAAGUAUGUUUAGCUUAUAUGCAGUGGGUAUGAAUGUUGUAUCACAGUAGAACUCUAGUCUUCUCUGGGUGUUUGGUUUUUGUUUAGUGGAUGGUAGGGUGCAGUGAUGGGCUUUUUGAACUCCUAACAGAUAGUGUCUGUCUUGCUACAUCCAUCUAGCCAAGUUGUAUUUAUGGACAAUUUACUCCUUUUAAUGGAAGAUUAUCUUUCUUGGUUUCCUGGUCAGCCACUCCUUCCCUGUAGACACCUUUCUGUUUAGUAGCACUAGGCUGUCACCUCUGAAGCCUGGGUUCAAAUGUAACUUUGGUCACAAGAGGUACAAGGUUGCUGGUGUCAGCUUAGUCAGCGAUGCCUAGUAGUACACAUCACAAAAACACCACACCACAAACUUUCCACUUAGAAGAGGCCAAGGACUGUAAAGCAGAGGCUGUCGCUCAUGUCUGUAUUGAGGUAGUGGUGGGAUGUUGUUGGGAAGUUUGUGUAGCACACGUCAGUGGUAUAUUCGAUUUGAGCAUGGUUGUUUUUAAAAGGUGUCGUUAUAUAUAAAUCUCCUUACCUCUCCAGUAACACAGGACUACAUUUCUAGUAUGACAUUUUAUGAUUUGAGUUUUGUGAAUUUAUGGGUGAAAGUGUAUUGUGACAAGAAAAAUGGCUUCACAUCCUUUUGAGUGCAGUAUUGUCCGCAAUAGUUUUCUUCUAUGUUCAUAUUUUAGCCGAAGCCAGCUGUUUCUAGGGGUGUGCCGAAGAGUAUUGCGUUUCUUUAAGAGCUGUGCACAUGUAGAAAUCCCAUUAAAUCACUACACAUAUUAAAAGGUUUUUUUUUUUAAACUGGAGUGAAGUUGCUUACACACUCAGUCAGUUUUUUGUAUUUUAUUAGAUGCCAUUAGCUUGACCACACAGCAUGUGUUUUUCAUUUUACAAGCACCAGAAUAGUCAGCCCUUUUGUUUAUUGUCUAUUUGACAGGACAUGGAAAAGUUUGUUUUAUGUAACAAUUUAAAUAAAAAAUAAAAAGCAGUAGUCAAAGAACAAGAUCUGUCACAACAUUCUGCCGUCCAAAAUGUAAUAAAGCCACACUGCACAGCAAACUGCCUGGGGGCCCUCCAGUACAGUCUAGGCAUAUUGCACCAAGGAGUAACUGCAUUAAGGUGAGCCUUAACAUGCCACAGAUACAGUGCUGAUUGUGUGAAACAGGAGCAAGGUCCCUGUGGAAAUGUAGUGGUGGUAGAAAACUUGUGUUGUAUGUUAAAAUGGAAGACAGGGUUAUUUGUUGCAAAUCUGAACCAAGUUGAAACUCUUGGGUGUUGUCAAUCUGUUGCGUUUGUUAGAUUGCUGUUAUAAUGAAUAGUUUGACAGUCUGACGCUGUGUAUACAUUAGAUUACGUGGAAAGGGCAGUCAUGUUGUUACUGGUGACAGUUAGACUGGUAACUGGGUAGAGCUUUGAGUAAGUGUUCUGGUCCUCUUUGUGCUGCUCUUCUAUACAGACUGCAGUUGAGUUAUUUAGGGAACAUAUAUGUCUCGGUGCAAAAUUGGUUUGGGAAAAAGUAACAUUUCUUUGAAACCUUUUAAUGGUGUUUCCUAUUCUGUUGCUCCUAUUUACUCACCAUGUCUGAAGACAUCCAGUUUGGUGAAGCUAAAUGGGAAUGCAACUGUACAUUUAUAUCUGUUCAUAUACAAUGCACCAUAUGGGGGGGGGGGUGGUGGUGAUGGGACGACGACACAAAAAACAUUAUUACAGAGCAUGUUUAAAUUUAACUUCACCAUCGACCUGGCACUUGGUAAUUUGCAGAACUUCGCAGCCACACUAUGUUGUGUGGCUUGGAUUUGACCCAUGGCUUGCAUUCUGUAAAUGGAGUCAACACAUCAACGUUCUACUGUAUGUGUUCCUGCAGCCACGAUUGUCUACUGGUUAACAGGUCACUCACUCAGCAAGAAAGAGAAAUGAUCUGCAAUGUUUUCUUCUUUCUAUAGUGCUUUGUUAAUAAUGUAAUGAACAGUGUGUGUUAGAAGCCAUUCUAAUUUCUCAGGAUUUAUUUUCUUUGCGUUGCAUAUUUUGUGCACACUUUGACUGAUUUUAGGUAUGCACUCAAUUGUAGGUACUCUUGUCAAUACUGAAUCCUCCUUCGAUUACAAGAAGGAUAAGAAAUAUCUUAUUAAUGUUUAUUGCAGAAACCUGACAAAUACAUACCAUUUGUUGUAACCAGCUCUGUCACCGGAGCUGCCAUGACAACAAAGCACAAUGGGAAAGUAAACUCUCCUACCCCCUCCCAUCUAAUAAUUCCUCAAAAUAAACACCCCUCUUUACCAUCUAAUGUAAUAAUGCAAUUGGGUGGACUGCAUAAAUUUGUACAUGUCAAGUGUGAGAUUGAUAUAAAGUCACAUGACCAAGAGAACAGCUACCUCUGUUUAACCUUGUGCGGAAUGUGGUACCAGCUGGAGAUGACUAGUGUUGAGCAGGUAUUGCAACAACUCUGUAAAGCAUUGGCUGUGGCACUCCUAAGACUUGCAGUGAUAGUGAGGUCUCAGGGGUCAAGGGAGGGUCAGCCAUUGGCAGUAAUCUUGGAAAAUGGUACCUGUUUAUAGACUAGUUUUAUUGUCCAACUUGCUGAUUUGGGCUUUGUCUGAUUAGUAAAUGUAAGUAUUGCACUGAUUUGUUCUAUAUAUUUAAUGAUCUUUUUUAAAAGUCUAGAAGUGGUCUGAUUUAUUUACUGUUUUUUUAUUUGUUUAUUUUUUGGUUGAACUGAAAAGAGCGAACAGACAAGAAUCUUGGAGUAUGACUUCUAAUAAGAUGAAAUCCAGAUGUUUUAAUAAUUCAAUAAAAGAAUACAAACAA